This is a messenger RNA of Eufriesea mexicana, 1644 nucleotides long. RefSeq names its product transmembrane protein 18 (gene Tmem18). Gene Ontology annotation, cellular component: nuclear membrane. The transcript is spliced from 7 exons. Bases 688 to 1125 code for a protein of 145 amino acids. The record is from RefSeq and is a predicted model, not a curated record. Lineage: Eukaryota; Metazoa; Arthropoda; Insecta; Hymenoptera; Apidae.
CUCUGGAAGACGAGGCACAUCAACGACACGUCACUUAAUAAAACUAUCUCCCGGAAAUACGAUGCUCGAGUGUACCGGCGAGUCAUCGAUUGAUAAGCCUCCACCAAUGUGGGGAGCUAAUCUUUCAAUCGCCUUCUCGACGGUAUAAUGAGAAACAUCGGGUACCACGGGGACAAAGACGAUCCUACGCUGGGUCCAACGCUCGUCUAACACCUCGGGAUGCCGAAGGCAGCCAUAAGUCCGGGUUUCUUCGUUUCGCUCCUUCGAAACUGGUCGAACACCUCAUCUAGACGAGAUGGACGUUUUGAUCUUCUCUACAUAAAACUGUGCACGUUGCUGAAGACACGGGAGUAAAUUUCAAAGUAACCUUCUCUACCUGGUGAAGAUGAGGAAACGGGAUUUCGGAAUUCCCUUUGAAGAAAUCGAAUCGAAAAGUAGAGGAUGCAUUGAUAAUUUUUUCAUCGGCGUCCAGAGAAUUCCAUGCAUGAGUCAAAGAUGGCGGAAGAAGAUGGAGCAAACUAUGAUUGGAAGAAACAUCGUUGGAAAUGAAGUCCGAUUAUUUUAGAUACAGAAGAAUGUAUCUUCAAAGAAAUGCAAGCAGUGGAUUUAUCAGAUUAGAUGGAUGUUCGAUUUCGUUUCAUCGUUCUUUGAUGGCUCUGUUAAACAGCGCUGAUUAAUUUCUGAAAAAUGCGAUUACAUUCGUUCGAUGACACAUUAAAUAUUGAAUGGCGGGAUCCAUGGCUUGUAUUCCUAUUGAUUUUCCAUAUCGCCAUUACAAUGACUGCAUUAAUGACACGGAAUCAUGCCAAUUUUCAAAUUGUAUUAUUCCUUGCUUUGUUACUCUUGGUAUAUUUCUCUGAAAGCAUAAAUGAAGUUGCUGCAUCUAAUUGGAUGUUGUUUUCAAAGCAGCAAUAUUUUGAUUCCAAUGGACUUUUUAUAUCAGUAGUAUUUUCUGUGCCUAUCUUGAUGAAUUGCAUGGUCAUGAUUGCUAGCUGGCUUUAUCAGUCCAGUCAGUUGAUGACUAGUUUAAAACGGGCCCAAUUAAGGCAGCAAAUAAGAAAUCACAAAAUUAGAAAUGAAUCUUUGAACGCAAAUGGCGCUGUUGUAAAGGAAAAGCAAGAGUAAUAUUUCUAGUCUAAUAACAAGAAUGAAGAAAAUGGAAUACAAACAUGUAAAUUACUAUGAAACAAGUAUGGGCUUGUUUUUGCCACAAGUAGAGUGGCAUAUAACAGCACUAUAAUAUUCGGCGAAUGUUUAAUAUAGCAUUUUUUAAAACGCUACUGCCGACAUAGUAAUUGCUGUAAUUCAUAUUGAAGUUGACUAGUUUCACUGUCGGUUGACUACUUCCAAUAUUAUGCCGUAUCUGUUUGAUAAUUAGAGUGUGAAUUCAAAAUCUUGUAAAUAACUUAUUUAUUUAGGAACAACGAUGUACUAAAUUGCGGAACGGCACGUAAUUUGAAAAUUACUAAAUGUUACAUACUUCGCGAGAGAAUAUUGUUAUCUUAUAUUAAGGUACAUUCUGACAGUUCUCUACUUUUAUUUUAACAUUGAGAUAUUCAUUACGAAUCAAUGUUCUUAAAGCAUUAUCAUUGUACUUACUAUUGUAACACAUAUUGCUUGUUACGAAAGCUAAUGAAAAGAACG